UCCGCCUCCCUUAGUUUUUCCCAGGGCGAACUGACAAUUUGUCGCCUUUUGACAGGUGGCACCAUGCAGGAAAAAAGCUGCCCAGAAAGUCAGCAGCAUCAGCAGUGCUCGGUGUGUGGCCGUGGCUUUGGCCUUGAGCAGACGAACAAAACCGACAGCGGGUCCAUAUGUUCGUCCUGCCGGGAAGACGGUGGACAGACCCCAGGCGGCGUCAGCGUCGACUCGCACAGCUGCUCGCUGUGUGGCAAAACCUUCAUCUCCCCGGUUCACUUGACCCUCCACCUGGCCUCCCACAAUAAGGAGAGGAGGUUCCAGUGUACCACUUGCGGCAAGUACUUCCACCAGUCUUCCCACCUCAUAGCCCACGAAGCCAUCCACAAAGGCGAAAGGCCCUUUAAAUGUCCUGAGUGCGGCAAGACAUUUGGACGGGCCGCACAUCUCAAGACUCACCGCCGCCUCCACACCGGCGAGAAACCCUUCAAGUGUAACUUCUGCGACAAGGCCUUCACGCAGAAAGCGGGUCUGCUAUCGCAUGUCCGAAUCCACACGAGCGAGCGAACCAACAAAGGCGACGACAAAAUCCAAGAAUCGGGCCAGUGGGUGAAAGCGGCGCCCACGCCUCUGCCCGACUCCCGUUCGGACGACCUCAAGUGUGGCGUUUGCUGCCGCACUUUCAUCCGGUCCUCAUAUAUUAGAUUGCACGUGCGACUUGAGAAAGGGCUACGGCCUUAUCACUGCAAAGUGUGCAACAAGACCUUUGCCAAGUUGGAUACAUUUAUCAACCACUGCAAUAAACAUUUGAGGCAGAAAGGGGAAAAAGACGACGAGGACAGUGUGUUGAAACCGCCAUUGUUUAUCCCUCUCUCAAAGCCGCAACUGCCAGAGGUCUCCCAACAGGUGUCCGAUGAGGUCACUGUGGCCUCAGAAUCCAGCGCAUGUCUUCAUUAGGGUUAGCAAAUGUGUUCAUAUCUUGGACAUUUCAUAAAACUAAAGUAUACACAUGCCAUUGACAGUGAUAGACGAACCAGACUUGCUUGAAAAUGUUUUUGCACUGACUACAGGGUUUCCCUCAUGAAACUUGCAAAGCUCAUGGGUACAGUGGCCGACCGGUGGAAAUAAUCGCUUUCCAUCCUGCUUAUGCUCAAAAGGGUCACGAGGGCCUUUGGAAAUACAUUAAUAAAAUGUAAAAAUGUUAAGUUGACAGAGGCCAGUUGGCGGUCAUAACAUAACACAAUACAAUGCAAUUCAAUGCAAUGGCAGAGGUCUGGGACAGCUUUGUUCACAUUAUGAACCUUAAUAUGUUGCCAAUACUCUUUCAAACGUAUCACUAUACACAGUCAAAAUAAGUAAACAGUAGUACCUCUACAUACGAAUUGAAUUCAUUCCAGAACGUGGUUUGUAAGUCGAAAUAGUAGUAUGUCGAGCGGGAUUUUCCCAUAAGUAAUUUGAUUAAUUUGUUCCGCAGCCCAAAAACCUACGCUAAAUCCUUAAUAAAUACUGUGGGUACAAUUACUAAUAGCAAUUACACAUUGCAAAACAAAUGAAUUACAAAUAAUAAUAAAUGGAAAUUUUAAAAAGCGUUUUUAACUUGACUAGCAAACAGGUGGGAGGGGACGACGGGUACAUGUGGAUACGGUGAGACAUCGCUGUCUAAUUUAACAAAUGCAUUAAAUAAGAUGUAAAACAAAUUGUGAAAAAAUAAAAAUGGUCAGUUUACUGGUGAGCAGAGGUCAGCGUUUGUGUAGGUGGAGGGGGCCGGUGAGCCGCGUUGUCUAGCAAGUUCACUCACACCGGGCUCAUAUUUUUCUAUCAUUUCCUUCUUAAUUUCAAUGGCAAACUUUUUUUUCACCACCUGCACUAACCUUCUUGGGACCGAUGUUUAUUUCUCUCACAAGAAAAUCGGCCGUGCGUCCGUCUUGCAGGGGAAAAAAUGAAUUUGCGAUGCUUUCAUAAAUCGUAUUUCGAGCAUUCAGUCAUUUGUAGACACUAGGCAUGCGCCGGUAGAUUAUACUGACGGUAUGAUAACCUUAACCAAAAAUAUCAUUUCACGGUAUCGCAAUUACAGCUCUGAAAUGUGUUACUUUGAGAUAUCUGGGUUUUUAAAAAACAAACUUUUUCCCAUUGAACAGGAUUUUUAUUAUUCAAAACAUUCGCAAAUUGGAACAUAAGUAUAAUCUUAAAAUAAAUUUUUAAAUAAUAACAAAAUGAAAAUAAUGCAGUCCUUUAGGUGAGCCGAAACCCACAGCCACAGCUCGAUUAUUACCGUCACAACAAAAAUAAUUGAAUUAUUUUCCAUAAAAAGCAUGUGUGUAUGACUCGUAUCAUGUUUACAUUAUACACACAUACUCUUUCUCAACACAGGCAGUUGCCGGAGAGAAAAAAACUAUAAACACUAAACAUGCUGGAGUUAACUCUCGUAGCUUGUGGGAAACAUUCAUGACCUUGUUUACUAACCUUUAAGUUUGUAUAUUGUGAAAUCUUAUUGGAGGUAUUGCCUCCUCGGCAGCCACCCUCCGCAAACAUGUUUUACAUGUCGGUUUGCCCUUCUCCAAGCCGCGGCCAGCUGUAACUUUUCUGUAGCCGAAGUAUUCCAAUACCAGCGAUUUCAUUUUCUUCAAUGGGGAGGGGGAAGUUCUGGGGUUUCACCUCCUCCAGCCAUCGUGGAGCACAGCUCACUCACUGACACUGAGCAACAACCGGUGGGGGAGGGUUAAGCCUUACAGCUGCAAGAGGGGGAUUUCUCCAUGCAUUUUUGGGACAUAAAAAAAUAGCUAAUACCUUAGGGACGGUAUUACGGAAAAUUUUUGCGAUUUUGAAACCUUGACGUUUUCAUACCACAGUACAGUUGUGGUCAUAAGUUUACAUACACUUGUAAUGUCAUGGCUCUCUUGAGUUUCCAGUUAUUUCUACAACUCAGAUUUUUCUCUGAUAGAGUGAUUGGAACAGAUACUUCUUUGUCACAAAAAACAUUCAUGAAGUUUGGUUGUUUUAUGACUUUAUUAUGGGUGAACAGAAAAAGUGAUCAAAUCUGCUGGGUCAAAAAUAUACAUACAGCAGUGCUAAUAUUUGGUAACAUGUCCCUUGGCCGUUUUUACUUCAAUUAGGCGCUUUUGGUAGCCAUCCAGAAGCUUCUGGUUGAAUCUUUGACCACUCCUCUUGACAGAAUUGGUGCAGUUCAGUUAAAUUUGAUGGCUUUCUGACAUGGACUUGUUUCUUCAGCAUUGUCCACAAGUUCUCAAUGGGGUUUAAGUCAGGACUUUGGGAAGGCCAUUCGAAAACCUUAAUUGUAGCCUGAUUUAGCCAUUCCAUCACCACUUUUGAUGUGUGUUUGGAGUCAUUGUCCUGUUGGAACACCCAACUGCGCCCAAGGCCCAAUCUUCGGGCUGAUGACGUUAGGUUAUCUUGAAGAAUUUGAAGGUAAUCCUCCUCCUUCAUUAUCCCAUUUACUCUCUGUAAAGCACCAGUUCCAUUGGCAACAAAACAGCCCUACAGCAUAAUACUACCACCACCGUGCUUGACGGUAGGCAUGGUGUACUUGGGGUUAAAGGCCUCACCUUUUCUCCUCCAAACAUAUUGCUGGGCAUUGUGGCCAAACAGCUCGAUUUUUGUUUCGUCUGACCACAGAACUUUCCUCCAGAAGGUCUUAUCUUUGUCCAUGUGAUCAGCAGCAAACUUCAGUCGAGCCUUAAGGUGCCGCUUUUGGAGCAAGGGCUUCCUUCUUGCACGGCAGCCUCUCAGUCCAUGGAGAUGCAAAACACGCUUGACUGUGGACACUGACACCUGUGUUCCAGCAGCUUCUAAUUCUUGGCAGAUCUGCUUUUUGGUGAUUCUCGGUUGAAUCUUCACCGUCCUGACCAAUUUUCUCUCAGCAGCAGGUGAUAGCUUGCGUUUUCUUCCUGAUCGUGGCAGUGACAAAACAGUGUCAUGCACUUUAUACUUACAAUUGUUUGCACUGUUGCUCUUGGGACCUGCAGCUGCUUUGAAAUGGCUCCAAGUGACUUUCCUGACUCGUUCAAGUCAAUGAUUCGCUUUUUCAGAUCCAUGUAUGUAUAUUUUUGACCCAGCAGAUUUGAUCACUUUUUCUGUUUAACCCAUAAUAAAGUCAUAAAAGAACCAAACUUCAUGAAUGUUUUUUUUUUGACAAAGAAGUAUCUGUUCCAAUCUAUCGGAGAAAAAUCAGAGUUGUAGAAAUAACUGGAAACUCAAGAGAGCCAUGACAUUAUGUUCUUCACAAGUGUAUGUAAACUUUUGACCACAACUGUAUAUCUUGAAACCGGUAAUGGCACAUGUCUAGUCGAGACAUAAGACCAAUCAAAUUUUACGUCGGAUAUUGAAUGGAUUGAUUGGCGAUGCGAUCUAUUAUGUCGAAGUACCACUCUACUUUUAAUUCUUUAGUUUAUAGUACUGUUUUAGUAUGGGAGUGGGGUGAAAAACCUGGCAGUCCGCCAGACUUAUAAAGCACUGGGGGGAAUAUUAACUCACACAGUAACUUUGGCACACUGAAUACACAAACUAAAAGCGCACGUCAUAAAUUGACAGUGGUGACUGUUCAAUCUUUUACGUCCCAGUCAAAAUGGAUUGGACGUCUAUUGUCGUAUGCGGCACUGAAAAAUGAUCAUUGAAUGCCAGCAAUCCCAAUUAGAAUGGAUUCGGUGUCUAUUGCUGUCAAUGGCAGGGAAUGAGUGAAUCAACUAAAUAAUAAUCUUAAAAUGUAUGAUUUAAAAACCCUAAUUUACAGUGGAGUGGAAAAACAGCUAAUCAGAGAUUAAGCUGGAUUGUGUUCAAUUUUGGAAGUUCUGAAGUGUAUUGAAUAUUGUAUUGUGAAGUGUAUUAUUCACUCAAUUUUCAAUUUCAAAUAAAAAAAAAUUCAAUAUGUGAAAGGAAACAUUGUAAGUAACAGCUCAUUUGGGGUGCAAAUCGAUUUUUUUUUAGACAAAAAUACACCAUUUGCUGCUGUUACAACAGUUUAAUAUAUGUACACAUUUAAAGUUACCAACUGAUUUGCUGUGGCGACCCCUGAAAGGAAAACAGUUCAUCCGAAAUAAAAAAGUAAAAAGCAAUUUUGACAGUUUUGCUGCUAAAACAUUUCAAUGAAAUCCAUUCUUUUAAGAAAACGGCAUAUUUAUUUAAAAAAGGUGAAGCCGAUAGAACUUUUGCAUUUCGAUCGAUUUGUCGUUGCUUAACCAGUCGAUGUAUCGAUCUAGUUUGAUGAGAGGCUGUUAGCGCCACAUAGGAAAGCUCUUUGUCCCAGCCUAAAAAUCAAAGAAGAGGAAGCACAUAGUCAUAUUAGCUUAGCCCCAUUGCCCUCAAAUGAUCAUACAUAACGAAUGUUUCAUUUGCCUUACUUGUGUGUAUCCACUGAUCUCCCAGUUUAGGGUGACGGUCAAGUGGCGCCUCCAGAUGGGGUUCCUUCGCAGAAUAAUGGUUCCACUGAUUGCGUCGCCAGCGUGCACACUGAUGGGCACAUCCAGCAUGAACAGGGUCUGCUUCCAGUGGGUUGGCCUGGAAUCAAUACAUUUUUGGGGGUCUAGAUUCGCUUUCACUCUGAACAGUGGAACUUCCAAAGUUUAAAAGAGUUUAAUCAAUUCACUUAAAACCACUACAGUAUUAGCUACAUGCAUUGUUAAAGAACUAAGGUAACUAAUUCGCUGGCAUUGACUGCGAUAGAUGUCUCAUCUGUUUUGUCCGGGAGGGGUGACAGCGACUGGUUAUUUUUUUUAGGUAUUGCAAGAGUUAUAUAAUUUAAUGUGCUUUGUAGUUGCUUCAGAAAUAUGUGUUGUUGAAGUCAUUGCAUGUUCCACGUGACUGUUUGUGAAAUUAUUGUUAUAUAAUUGAUAUUAUUUAAUCACAAUAAAGUAUUCUGUUUACUGAGCUGACCUGUUCUUAAUGCUAUCUUUUCUUUAAUCUUAUUUUACGUAGAACAAUAUAUUCAAGCCAAUUUUACCAAGUCAUUCUGUAUGUCACAUUUGCUUUAUUUUUUCUCGCAACUAGCCUUUGUGGCGUUCUCUUUUGACUCUCGGCCUCUUGCGAAAUACUGCUGCUGUGAAAUUGAACUAGCUUCAGGUUGCUUCAAUUUCUCGCUGCGUUUCUUCCCUGUAAUCUUGUCGUACAUGUCUUGUUUGGUAAUAUCGCCUCACAUUGAACUCUUUAAAAACAGCGACUGUCUCUUUGCAAAUGAGUCAGACACAGUUGUUGCAUAUUUUAGUAAAGAAAUAGUCCAAUGUCCACUAGGGGUGCAACGGUUCAGUUAGCCCACGGUUCGGUUUGAACCUCGGUUUUGGGAUC
This is a messenger RNA of Corythoichthys intestinalis (scribbled pipefish), 6285 nucleotides long. Its product is annotated as zinc finger protein ZFP2-like. NCBI's taxonomy places the organism in Eukaryota, Metazoa, Chordata, Actinopteri, Syngnathiformes, Syngnathidae. The coding region runs from base 64 to 948 and encodes 294 amino acids. Gene Ontology annotation, molecular function: DNA-binding transcription factor activity, RNA polymerase II-specific; RNA polymerase II cis-regulatory region sequence-specific DNA binding. Gene Ontology annotation, biological process: regulation of transcription by RNA polymerase II. The transcript is spliced from 2 exons. The record is from RefSeq and is a predicted model, not a curated record.